This is a messenger RNA of Vicia villosa (hairy vetch), 1509 nucleotides long. RefSeq lists its product as uncharacterized. Gene Ontology annotation, cellular component: histone deacetylase complex; chromatin. The transcript has a single exon. Bases 1 to 1509 code for a protein of 502 amino acids. Gene Ontology annotation, biological process: negative regulation of transcription by RNA polymerase II. Gene Ontology annotation, molecular function: transcription corepressor activity. Lineage: Eukaryota; Viridiplantae; Streptophyta; Magnoliopsida; Fabales; Fabaceae. The record is from RefSeq and is a predicted model, not a curated record.
AUGAGCAGCUCAAGAAUAGUUCCCACGUAUGAAGAUGCAGAAGCAUUUAUGGCGGCAGCAAAAUUGGUGUUGAAAGAUAAGAGAGGAAAGUAUAAAGAAUUCUCACAACUCCUAAUUGAUUACGAUGCCAGAAGAGUUGAUAUAGGAGCUGUCAAAGAAUUAGCGAUAGAGUUGUUUAAAGAGCAUGAAGAUUUGAUUUCAAGAUUCAACAACUUCUUGCCACGGGGUCACCAAAUCUCACUUCCUUUGGAUGAUGAACAAGGAAGUAAUGAUGAUGCAUUAGCGGUCGAAGAUGAACAGAAAGAUGAUGAACAACAAGGUGAUGAUGAUGCAUUAGUGGUCAAAGAUGAUGAAGAUCAAGGUGAUGAUGAUGCAUUAGCAGUCAAAGAUGAACAGAACAAUGAUAUACAACAAGUUGAUGGCGAUGCAUUGGUGGUCAAAGAUGAUCAGAAAAAUGAUGAACAACAAGGUAAUGGCGAUGCAUUUGCGGCCAAAAAUGAACAGAAAGAUGAUGAACAUCAAGGUGGUGACGGUGCAUUUGCGGCCAAAGAAGAACAAAAAGUUGAUGAACAACAAGGUGAUGGCGAUGCAUUUGCGGUCAAAGAUGAUGAACAGAAAGGUGGUGGCGAUACACUCUCUGUCAAAGAUGAUGAACAUCAAGGUAAUGGCGAUGCAUUAGCGGUCAAAGAUGAUGAACAUCAAGGUGACGACUAUGCACUAGCAGUCAAACUCAAAGAUGAACAGAACUAUGAUAUACAACAAGGUGAUGGCGAUGCAUUAGUGGUCAAAGAUGAUGAAGAUCAAGGUGAUGAUGAUGCAUUAGUAGUCAUAGAUGAUGAACAACAAAGUGAUGAUGAUGCAUUUGCGGCCAAAGAUGAACAGAAAGAUGAUGAACAUCAAGGUGAUGAUGUCAAUGCAUUAGUGGUCGAAGAUGAACAUAAUGGUGAACAACGAGGUGAUGACGAUGCAUUGAUGGUCGAAGAUGAACAGAAAGAUGAUGAACAACAAAGUGGUGACGAUGCAUUUGUAGCAAAAGAAGAACAAAAAGAUGAUGAGCAACAAGGUGAUGGCGAUGCAUUUGCGGUCAAAGAUGAUGAACAGAAAGGUGGUGGCGAUACAUUUGCGAUCAAAGAUGAUGAACAACAAGGUGAUGACUGUGCAUUAGCAGUCAUAGAUGAUGAACAAAAAAGGGAUGAUGAUGCAUUUGCGACCAAAGAUGAACAAAAAUAUGAGGAACAACAAGGUGAUCAUGAUACAUUAGCGGUCAAAGAUGAACAUCAAGGUGAUGACGGUGCGUUAGUGGUCGAAGAUGAACAUAAUGAUGGACAGCAAGGUGAUGAUGAUGCAUUAAUGGUGGAAGAUGAACAGAAAGAUGAUGAACAUCAAGGUGAUGAUGAUGAUGCAUUAGCAGUGAAAGAUGAACAGAAAGAUGAUGAACAUCAAGGUGAUGAUGAUGAUGCAUUAGCAGUGAAAGAUGAUAAGAAAGACGAUGAAGAAAAACAAGUUUGA